CUUCCCACCACUGGUAGCGUCUGUUUCUCCCCGAUGGGGCGGCUACCAGUCCAAGUACUUGUCAAAAGAUCUCUACUCAUCCUUCGGAUGUGUAUCUUUUGACAGUAUAGUCCGUUCGGGAUCUUUAGAUCCCUAAACUCCACGACGGUCCGUCUAAAUCCACCAGCGUCUGUUCCCACAUUGGGCGGUUUGGUGGUCUGCAAGCACAUCAUAUGCAGAAUCAUAUACUUGGCAGCAAGUAUAAAAUGCACACCGUUCUAAUGUCCAAUGUCCGACAAGAAACCGUGCCCCGCGUAUCCGGUAAGGGGCCUAAUAAUCUCCGGAGACCCUACCUCCACGGCGAAGGCGACAGGCUGUGGAGAGUCGAGUGCUACUGCCACCCAGGUUAGUCCGGCGGAGACACCGGGUCGGGCAUGUCUGAAUGCUGCCGGCGCCAAACCCAAAACAAAAGCGUCUGCGGAUUUAGGGAAGCCUGGAUCCUGCAGUCGCAAAACAAUAACAGCAUCUGGCUCCAAAGCUGGAUGCAGCAAAAUAAGCAGCGAGGCACCCCUGGACGUCACCCCAAGUACCUCAAAAGCAGCUCAGGUCCGUAUUGGCAAAAUGCCGAUAAAACCCCCUGUUUCGGGGACUACUAAGGCCACCAAAGCCAAGGGUGCAACCCCAGUGCCGGUUAUGCACGAGGGAACUGCGAACAAGAUUUCGAGUUCUCAAACGGCAUCUCCCAAUGCCACCACGGCGAAUAGUAAGACCCCCAGGCAUGUAACACCAGCAAGAAGGGUCUUCCUACAACGGCGCUCCGCCGCCAAAAUUCUAGCGCGCUUAGCUGGCAAGCCAGUUAAGUCGCUAAGUAAAGAGGACAAGUCCUCUCUAGAAUGGGCUAAGGGAAAAUUGGCCGUUCUGGAGAAGAGUCCCCCCUCACGUGAAGUGGUUGAGAACCAAUUCACGCGUGCUGUCAUCGACAGGGGUGACAUAGAUGGCGCUAUGUCUCCAUCCAGAUGGGACAUAGUGCGAAAAAAGCUGAUGGGGGUGUUCUGGGAAGUUCUUAAACAGAACCCUGGCCCCCCCCACAGUGUGAGGACGGCGGUUGGUUUUUACAACAGAGUGAAGCUAAUGGCCUGUUCUAACGAGCGCUCAGCUUUGCUCCUGAAGCAGGCUGUGUCGCUGAUAAAGGAUCCGUGGGAAGGUGCUAAGCUGGAUGUGGUCUCUGUGGACGAGAUCCCACGAAGGCCAAAAUCCACCGCCAUAAUUCCUGCGGAACCGCAUAAAAAGGCAGCGAUACUGGAGCUUCUACAUGUUGGAAAUCCGGAUCUUCCAACUCAAGAUUGGAAGGUCGUCAGGGUUUCUCAACCUGUAGGAAGCUCCAGAAGGAUUGUUUGGAUCCUGAACCAGGAAUCUUUGGCGCCGCUUCGCGAGAAACAAGGGAAGGUCUACUACGGUUUCGAGUCGAUCUUCCUUCGUGUCUACCGAGGCGAUGACAAGAGACUAUUGGAGCAGGAUGAUCCUGAUCCUGACCAAUCCGCUGCUUAUAUGUCUUGCGACGAGACUGACCUUUCGCUAAGUCAAUCAACUUCUAAGUUGGUUAAGGAGGGGGAAGAGUCGGUUGACGAGGACGAUCUCCUUGCCUCUGACAAGGAGGACGCCAACGUCACAGUGUUGCGUAAGGACAAAAAAGGAGAUGGUGAGAGUAACCCAAAUUAAUCUCCACCACUCCAAAGCAGCCUCGGCAGCACUGCUCCUCCGAAUGGGUGUAAGUGGGGAGGAGCUCGCCCUAGUCCAGGAACCCUGGAUUCACCAAGAAAGGGUGAGUGGACUAGGCAUGAAAAGCUUUAAGCUAUUGUACGCAAAAGGAUCUGUGAUGAAGACACCGUAGCAGCCAUAUGGGAGACCAGUGUAGGUGCUAUAUUGGUCAUCUCGGCGUACAUGGCUCACGAUCACAGCGACCAGCCACCGAACAACCUGGUCUGCAGAUCCAUAGAGAUGGCAAACUCAAAAAGCAUGCCGAUCAUUAUGGGGGCUGAUGCCAACGCCCAUCACACUGUCUGGGGAAGCUCGGACAUAAACGCUAGAGGUGAG
Molecule: messenger RNA, 2073 nt
Organism: Lucilia cuprina (Australian sheep blowfly)
Lineage: Eukaryota; Metazoa; Arthropoda; Insecta; Diptera; Calliphoridae
Exons: 2
Coding region: 268-1698 (476 amino acids)
Source: RefSeq, a predicted model, not a curated record